Cryptococcus wingfieldii CBS 7118 is the source of this 1560-nucleotide messenger RNA. RefSeq lists its product as hypothetical. The transcript is spliced from 7 exons. The record is from RefSeq and is a predicted model, not a curated record. Bases 1 to 1560 code for a protein of 519 amino acids. NCBI's taxonomy places the organism in Eukaryota, Fungi, Basidiomycota, Tremellomycetes, Tremellales, Cryptococcaceae.
AUGUCCGCCGAUACACCCUCCAAAAUCCCGGUCAUUCGCCCCCUUCCCCACUCUCGAUCCACCUCCUCCCUAGGCCCCCACCCUCAGAGCCCAACGUCGCCUCUCGGAGGCGCCAUGGGUCGCGCGAGCCCCGCUCCCGGAACACCGAUUCUGGGCGUAGGCGGCCGGAGGCUGAGUUUGGUCAAUGGCUUUGGUACUGGACAAGGGGCGGGGGCAGGAAGAGGGGCACAUAUUCGUACCCGGCAGGGAAGCAAAGCGGGGAGUAUCAGUGAGGUGCUGGAGGAUGAUCCUGCACAUUUGAAAGCCCAAAUUCAAUCGCUGAGAGCGGAUCUCGACUCUACCAAACUCAGACUGUUACAAGCAGAAGCGAGCCGAGCUACAUCUCCGACAUUACCAGACGUAUCUGUGGGCACGCCCUUGACUGUGAGCUUGAUAGAGGAAGAGAAGCGUGGAGACAGAAACAGUCCUCUGGAUCAUGAACCGCCAACGCGAAAGAGUAGUGAAUCAGGGUCGAGACCGUCUUCGAGACCGUCUUCAAGAGGUCUGCCGCAUUCCAAUGGGUCGUAUGAUCUCAAAGUCCACGCAGACACUCCAAAAGACGGACGAAGCCGCAUACCUCAAGCAGUCGUCUCCCACGCUACCGCGCUCCACCCGACCCCACCAAUCUCCAACUCCUCCCGGCGCAAUGUAUCCUCCCCUUCCCCCGGGCCACACUCCCCUCUGAGCGACAGGUAUACCACCCGCUCGCCAUAUCUCGCCGUCGACUCUCCCUCCCCCAACCCAUUCCCCUUCUCCCCUCUAGCCCACUCCACCUCCUCCGGCCUCGGCCGCGCUUUUUCGCCCUCCCCAUCCCCUUCCUCCCGCAAAACCUCUGGCUCAGCAUCCACCAAAGUCAUCGAUUCGCUUCAGACUGAAUUGUUGAAUACAAAGACGCAUUUAGAGAGAGUCAAGAGUGAGGUGAGAGCAGGGCAGAGGAGGGUGGAGCAGUUGACGAGGCAGAAGGAGGAUUUGCAAGAGACGAAGGAGAGGAUGAGGGUGGAGAAUGAGGGGCUGAAUAAUGUCAUUGCUAGGAAGGAGCGAUUACUCCAGGAGGUCCUUGAAAGAGCCCGCACAGCCGAAUCAGCAUUCAAAGAAAUAUCCUCCACCCGCAAAACCCUGGAACAAUCCACCAAAAAGUCUCUUACCGACAUGACUGCCCAACUGCAAGAAGCCAAAAUGCGCGAAAUGAAGGCAGAACGAGAAGCGCAGAGUCUGAAAGAUGGCGUGCAGAGUUUGAAAGAUCUUUGGGCGAGGGAUGUCAAGGGGGUGAGGGAGGAGAUGAAGAGGGCGGAGGAGGCCGAGAGGGAGAAGAGGGAGGAGGAUGCGAGAAAACGCGAAGAGGUGUUGAAGCUUGUGGAAACUCAGGCUACCGAACGGGCAGAGACAGAAAACGUCGCCAGAGACGCCCUCUCCAAAUGCGCCCAACUCACCGAACACUUCGAAGAGCGUUUCAGCGGUCUCAGAGCAGAGGCAGAGAAGAAUGGGAAAGAGUGCCAAAAGGCGAAUGCUCGGGCAAAGUGA